This is a messenger RNA of Geosmithia morbida, 765 nucleotides long. RefSeq names its product Copper/zinc superoxide dismutase (SODC). The record is from RefSeq and is a predicted model, not a curated record. Gene Ontology annotation, molecular function: copper ion binding; superoxide dismutase activity. Gene Ontology annotation, cellular component: extracellular region. The transcript is spliced from 2 exons. Lineage: Eukaryota; Fungi; Ascomycota; Sordariomycetes; Hypocreales; Bionectriaceae. Bases 1 to 765 code for a protein of 254 amino acids. Gene Ontology annotation, biological process: removal of superoxide radicals.
AUGUAUACAACGGCGCUACUCCUCGCUGCAGCCUCUCUAAGUCUGGUCCGGCAGGUGGCCGGCGGAUCUGCCGUGGCCACGAGCGACAACCCAACCGAUGCAGUCUACACUGCCUCGACGGAAGAGGCCUUCUUUGCUGACGCCGCUCUUCCCGGUACCCUGGCCGGCAGUAUCGUCGCUCAGACCCCCAGGGAUGGCCGGGGCGUCACCUUUGACGUCAACUUUGACAACCUGCCCUCCGAGGGCGGUCCGUUCACAUACCACAUCCACGAAGAGGCCGUGCCCGAGGACGGCAACUGCACCGAAACGGGCGCCCACCUGGACCCCUACGGCGCGGGGACCGACGCGCCCUGCGAUCCUGAGAAGCCCCAGGACUGCGAGGUCGGUGACCUGAGCGGCAAGCACGGCUCCGUCGACACCCUGCCGUUCGCGGCCACCUACAACGACCUCUACCUCUCUACGGAUGAGUCGCAGCCGUCCUUCCUGGGAAACGUCUCGUUCGUCGUGCACUACGCCAACGGCACGAGACUGGCCUGUGCCAACUUCUCCAAGCUGGCUCCCUGCAGCGGCAAGACCAACUCGGCCUCCUCCUCCUCCUCCCCCUCCUCUUCGCCCUCCGGCACCCCGACGGCCGACGCCUCUUCGGCGCAGUCGAGCACGUCCGAGGACAGUGACCCUGACUCCGGAGCGGCGGCUCAGAUGACCGUCGUGUCAACCGCUGUCGUGGCGGGACUAGCUGCUGCCGUGGCGGCUUUGGUGAUGUAG